GGCUGGUUUUGUGGAAGACGCGGUCAAGUUCGGAGGCCCUGUGAGCAGGGGUGUGGGCAGGAAGCUUAAAGAAGGCGGCUGCGCCCCAAGGGCCACACUCGGGGUCCCUGGCCUUGGUCCCCCUGCCGGGACUGGCAGUGUGUCAAGAUGGGCAGGAAUGGCGAUUCCCUGGUGGUUGAACCAGCAUUUACUGAAGGCAUUUGCCCUGGACUGUGCCAGCCCCCAGGUGCUGAGAAGCAUCCGGACACAGAGAGGUGCUUCCUGAAACCACACAUCAGGAUGGGGACUCAGCCUUGUCUGCGGAAGGGGCCAUGCAGCUCCCGCCUGUCAGGGCCAGUCUGGUGUCCGUGGGUGUGGGUGGAGCUGGAGGGGCUGGCUGUGUGCAGGAGGCUGAGUGAGCUGCCUGCUAAUGGGGCCGGGCCACCCUGAGCUGCUCCCUGGGGGCUGGACAAGGCCUGGAUUGUUCCUUGGCUCCUUUUGUCUCACUCCCCGCCCAGGCCUGGCCCGCCUGCCACUCUCUCCCUCCCGUCAGACUGGCUGGCAGGAGCCUGGGACUCUGCCGGAGGAGCCCUGGGCCUGCUGACCCACCAGCGUAGGAGCACCGGCCAAGCUUGGGGUCAGCGUGGAGGUGCUGGGCUGCCAUGCUCAGUCUCAAGCUACCCCAACUCCUUCGAGUCCACCAGGUCCCUCGGGAACCUGCUGGCGACCCCUCCCCAGAGCCCCCUCCUUCCCCGGGGCUCCCGGUCUGUGCCCGCCCCCGCCUUCCUCACUGUCCCCUCCUCCGUUUCUCCUCCGCUCUCUGGACCUGCGGUGUUCUGGGAGGACGGCAUCAUGUCUGGCUACCGCCGCCCCACCAGCUCGGCCCGGGACUGUGUCCUCAGCUCCUUCCAGAUGACCAACGAGACGGUCAACAUCUGGACUCACUUCCUGCCCACGUGGUACUUCCUGUGGCGCCUGCUGGCGCUGGCGGGGGGCCCGGGCUUCCGGGCAGAGCCGUACCACCGGCCGCUGCUUGUCUUCUUGCUGCCCGCCUGCCUCUACCCCUUUGCUUCGUGCUGCGCCCACACCUUCAGCUCCAUGUCGGCCCGCGCGCGCCACAUUUGCUAUUUCCUGGACUACGGCGCGCUCAGCCUCUACAGCCUGGGCUGUGCCUUCCCCUAUGCCGCCUACUCCAUGCCGGCCUCCUGGCUGCACAGCCGCCUGCAUCAGCUCUUCGUGCCUGCUGCCGCACUCAAUUCCUUCCUGUGUACCGGCCUCUCCUGCUACUCUCGCUUCCCUGAACUCGAGAGCCCUGGGCUCAGUAAGAUCCUCCGCACAGCUGCCUUCACCUAUCCCUUCCUGUUUGACAACCUCCCGCUCUUCUACCGGCUUGGAUUAUGCUGGGGCAGAGGCCACACCUGUGGGCAGGAGGCGCUGAGCCCCAGCCACAGCUACCACCUCUUCUGUGCGCUACUCACCGGCUUCCUCUUCGCCUCUCACCUGCCCGAGCGGCUGGCCCCAGGGCGCUUUGACUACAUUGGCCACAGUCACCAGCUGUUCCACAUCUGUGCUGUGCUGGGCACCCACUUCCAGCUGGAGGCAGUGCUGGCCGAUAUGGGAUCUCGCCGGGCCUGGCUGGCCAUGCAGGAGCCGCCCUUGGGCCUGGUGGGCACAGUAGCCACGCUGGGCCUGGCAGUGGCUGGGAACCUGCUCAUCAUUGCUGCCUUCACAACCUCUCUGUUUCGGGCCCCCAGCACAAGCCCCCUGCUGCAGGGCAGCCCCUUGGAGGGGGUUGUGAAGGCCAGACGACACUGAGGUCCCAUCUCUGAGCCUGCCCCACCCCACCCAGGGGAAGGUAGAGGCCAGGCUGGAGGCUGGGAAGGAGCCCAGAUCCCAGAUGAGGUCUGAUGAGGUGGGGUGCAGGGGGAGCCUGGAGCCAAGAAUGGCUGAGGAGAGAGGGCAUAGGGAAUGAGGGGGCAGAGGAAGUGCUGGCUGUAAGCAGGAGGGGCAAGGAAUGUGUGCUUAGUGGGGCCAGGGCAAGUGCUGAGGGUCUGAGAGGGGCAGUGUGAGCAUCCAGGCUGCAGCUAGCCCCCGGCAGGAGGCUGGGGACGGGGGUGCUGCGGCCCUUCCACCCACUUCCAUCCUGGCCUGCAGGCCUCUGCCCAACACACGGGAGAACUAACAUUACUAACGUAGCACCCCCCCACUAUGCUGUUCAUCAGGCCACGAGGCCCACUGUGCCUUCACCUCCCAAACCAGAUGCCACCUGCCGGCAGUGCUUGGCACCCCCCCCAGUCCCCCAGGAUGUGCCUGUCACCACACAUAACUCAGUGUGUCCAGGCCUUUGGGUCUUUCUGGAUGUCAUGGGACGGUGUGGUAGGGGGGCACCCAUUAUAGUCUUAGGAAGCUGCCUCCCGGGCUUCCAGUUGAGGUGGGUACAAAUAAACCAAUCAACAGCA
Molecule: messenger RNA, 2438 nt
Organism: Canis lupus familiaris (dog)
Lineage: Eukaryota; Metazoa; Chordata; Mammalia; Carnivora; Canidae
Gene: PAQR6
Product: progestin and adipoQ receptor family member 6
Exons: 9
Coding region: 832-1794 (320 amino acids)
Cellular component (GO): membrane
Molecular function (GO): signaling receptor activity
Source: RefSeq, a predicted model, not a curated record